Neodiprion virginianus is the source of this 3086-nucleotide messenger RNA. Its product is annotated as DNA ligase 4-like. NCBI's taxonomy places the organism in Eukaryota, Metazoa, Arthropoda, Insecta, Hymenoptera, Diprionidae. The record is from RefSeq and is a predicted model, not a curated record. Gene Ontology annotation, biological process: nucleotide-excision repair, DNA gap filling; double-strand break repair via nonhomologous end joining; transcription by RNA polymerase III. Gene Ontology annotation, cellular component: transcription factor TFIIIC complex; DNA-dependent protein kinase-DNA ligase 4 complex; DNA ligase IV complex. Gene Ontology annotation, molecular function: DNA ligase (ATP) activity; DNA binding; ATP binding. Bases 195 to 2903 code for a protein of 902 amino acids. The transcript has 13 exons.
UAAACAAAUGAGUUAAUACCGUUAACAGACGAGUAGCGGACGAGUGCGGACGAGUUGACAUGGGUAUUUGACGCCUGGUGAUGACAACCAUGAAAGCAUCCUAGAAGUUUUAUUUGUUGCAAUUCGUCAUAUAUAUCAACUUAUUCCUCUGUGGUUUCGAUAAUUGGCGUGGGAAUAACUGGAGAAAAAGGACGAUGACGCUUACAUUUGCCUCAAAAGUUAAAUUCAUAGAAUUUUGUAUGAUUCUCGAUAAAAUCUCCAAAGCGCAAGCUGCCACAAAAUCUAGCCAUUUGGAAUGUUUGAUCAAGCAAUGUCGCGAAUUCAGUGAGAAAUUGAAAAAGAAAGAUAAAGAAGCGGACACUUCAUUUUUUCCAAUACUGAGGCUGCUCCUGCCACAGCACGAUCGUGAGCGUGAGGCUUACGGUCUGAAAGAGACAGCUUUGGCAAAGUUAUAUGUACGAGUCUUAGCUCUUGGACAGACUAGCAAAGAUGCUCAGGAAUUACUGCACUACAAAGUUCCGAUAUCUGGAAAGCAAAGCGGUGGAGACUUUGCAGAGAUUGCAUAUUCAAUUUUGUGUAAACGUGUUCAAAUUCAAGAAAGUUCAAUGACUGUUGAACAAGUAAAUACGAUUCUAGACAAUAUUGCUGAGAAAAAUGCCAGCAACAGCAGUAAAGAUGGAGAAUUUCAACAACUUAUUCAACAAUUAAGUGCUGUUGAGCAAAAGUGGCUGAUCCGGAUUCUUCUCAAGGAUUUGAGAAUCGGACUUUCGCAGAAAAAAAUUCUAAAUGCCUAUCAUGCAGAUGCAGUGGCACUGUUUGACGUAUCAAUGAGCCUCCGUGUUGUAUGUGACAAGUUGCAGAACGCAGGCAUUGGAACAAAGUAUCAAAUAGAAAUUUUCUCCCCGUUCAAGCCAAUGCUACUGGAAAGGUAUAAAAUCGAUGAUAUUGGUAAAUUUUUUACCAAUCAAGAAUCAUAUUUGGUGGAGACAAAGCAUGACGGGGAGAGAUUUCAGUUGCACAUGAAAGAUGGCCAGUUCAGCUAUUUUUCCAGGAACGCAUAUAAUUUCACAGAAGCAUACGGUAAAUCUAAAUCUUCAGGUUUGCUAACUGGUAAAAUUGCGAAAUUGUUGAAACCUUCUUGCCGCUCCAUCAUUAUGGAUGGUGAAAUGAUGGGAUGGCACAAGGUUCAGCAGAGAUUUGGAUCCAAAGGAAUGAGUUUUGACGUGAAGAAAAUGACACCGACGAGCACACACCAGCCCUGCUUUAUUGCCUUUGACGUGAUCAUGUACAACGAAAAGCUCCUUGUUGACGAACCUUUAACGGAACGUCUAAAGGUGCUGAAGGAAGCUUUCGUCGAGGAAACGGGUGUCUUAGUCCGCAGCCAAACGAGACUAGUUAGCAGCAAAGUUGAAUUACUGGAUGCAUUUAACGAAAGUAUGGAUACUUUUGAAGAGGGAAUUGUUCUGAAGAAAUGUAACAGCACUUACAAACCAGGUGUUCGUAUGGGUAGCGAUUGCUAUAAGAUAAAGGCAGAGUAUUCUGCUGACCUUGUUGAAGAUAUGGAUUUAGUUAUUGUCGGAGGGUAUUACGGUGAAGGGAAAAUGAGGGGCCGCAUUAACAGUUUUCUUGUUGCGGUGGCGCAUUCUCAAAAUCCUGAAACAAUGAAUGACCUCAAGUUUCACACAGUCUCUUCGGUGCGGACUGGAAUCAAGAUAGAGGCGUUCGAAGAAUUGUUGUUGACAUUGGAGCCUCAUUGGGUUAAGAAAUGUCCUGACAAUGUUGUUGGACCAAAGAAAGACCCUCCUAAUUUGUGGAUUGAGCCAAAAAAUUCUAUAGUCUUGAAGUUACGUGCCACAGAAUUGGUGCAGUCAAGCUCUUAUCCAACUGGUUACAGUUUAAGAUUUCCUCGGGUUGUCGCAAUCAGAGGACGAGAUGAGAAGAGUUGGUGCGAAUGCUGCACGACAGAGGAAUUCCACUCACUUGUAAAGGGUCCUGGAGUAAUUCAAAAGCUAACAAAACGUCAUGUAACCGAACACGAUGUUAUGGAACAUCUUCCAGCAAUAUCUCCAAGAAAGACGAAAAACAAAACUAUCACAGUUCUAAACUACAAUCCUUGUCCGACGACCGCUGUCUCACGUAUCAGUCGACUGUUAGAUGACAAGGAGAUCUGUGUUGUGAACGGAAACGACGAGAUCUCCAAGGAGGACGUUGAAAAAAUUGUGCGUGAACACGGGGGAAGUAUAGUACAAAAUCCUGGUGGAAAGACUUUUUGCGCUAUUGUAGGAAAUGCUAACAAGCUUAAAGUAAAAAACAUGAUACAGGGUCAGAAGUACAAUGUUGUUAAUUUAGAGUGGCUUUUGCGUGCUACAAGACCAGAAAACUUUGCAAGCCUCCAGCCUUGGCUUCCAUGGGAACUGUUGUUUGCUACUGAGUCAACCAGAAGCCAUAUGUCAACAGUUUUCGAUGAUACAUAUGAUAGUUAUACGCAAGAUACGAAUAUAGAUGAUUUAAAGCGGUCUUUGGAAAGAGCUGCAGAAUUGGCAAAAGAUUCGCAGUUGACAAACAACCAGUACAAGGAAAUCGACAGGGAGCUGUUUGGUCAUGAAACAUCACCGUUCUCAGUGUUUCGUGGGAGCGUAGGAUAUUUUUGUACGAGCGAUAAACAACGAAAUCUCGAGUUUCGUUUCAUGGGUGGAACAGUUACUGGUAUACUUGACAAUCACGUGACUCAUAUCUUUGCCUUGAAGAACAGCAACAUUCCUGCAGAAAUUAGAAGGCUCGAGGCUGGAGAAUCGGCGACAAAGGUUCUCGACGAGCAAUGGAUAGCGGACUGCUUUCGCGAACGAAAAUUGCUCCCAGAGGACGAGUAUUCGAUCCACCAAAAUACCACGAACAGCUGUUAGAUUUAGUAAUAUUUAUUGUAUACUAACUCGAACGUUUUGUCAUGAUGGAAUAUCCUCACGAUUUUCAACGCUGACGUGUUCGGCUGAAGUUUUAACAGUCGUGAUACUUUUAUACAAAUUGUUUACACACUUUACCGAUGUUAUGCCAAAGUGUAACAACGGAAAUAAACCGAUUACGCCAUA